Messenger RNA from Zophobas morio, 4186 nucleotides. RefSeq names its product 3',5'-cyclic-AMP phosphodiesterase 4A-like. The transcript has 15 exons. Gene Ontology annotation, molecular function: 3',5'-cyclic-AMP phosphodiesterase activity. The coding region runs from base 96 to 2855 and encodes 919 amino acids. The record is from RefSeq and is a predicted model, not a curated record. NCBI's taxonomy places the organism in Eukaryota, Metazoa, Arthropoda, Insecta, Coleoptera, Tenebrionidae.
ACGUGAAUUUCAUCUGCCGGUUGAACAUCGUACGACUUGUUUAAAUUAUUUGACAGUUUCUAUUGUUUUGUGUUUAGUUUGGUGUUCGUAAACUAAUGAUGUUUCCCUUUUCUACCUGCAUGUGCUUUCGACAAGAUCAAAUUUGGACGGUUAUUCCUCAACAAAUUGAAGAUACUCCAAACAAGAAAACAGAAGGUGUUUCAAUCAAUAUCACUGAACAAAACGCCGUAUACAUCAAAAUGGUCGGACCCGUAGAAGUUCCAGUUUUAACCAAGUGUUUUUCCAAAGAAGAUUGGGUCUUGUUGGAUGCAAUGGGUUCUAGUCCUUCCCUCGGCUGCUCCGGACGAUUCCUCACAAUGCACAAAAGACGUCGCAAAAAGCUUACUACUCGAUCUUUAUCACAAGAUCAUGCAAUACUUGAUGACAUUCAUCACGGACAAGUUCAGCGAAUUUUGGACCGUUGUGGCCUGUGGGGCUUCAAUGCGUUUACGUUAGAAACCGUAGCCGGUGGCCGAGCACUGCCUGUUCUCUGUGUCCAUCUAUUCCAUUGGUACGGACUGUUGGAUUACUUCCAAUUAGAUGUAGUGCGUGUAUGGAAGCUUUUUACUCUCAUAGAAGAAGGUUACCACAGUACGAAUCCAUACCACAAUUCUAUUCAUGCGACUGAUGUAACUCAAGCAAUGCAUUGUUUUCUACAAGAAGAAAAAAUACGAAAGCAUCUCUCACAACUCGAAAUAAUGGCAGCUUUAAUAGGUGCAGUUGCUCAUGACUUGGACCAUCCAGGUGUUAAUCAACAUUUUCUUAUUUCUACGUCGAAUCAUCUUGCCAUUCUGUACCAAAACACGUCUGUAUUAGAAAAUCAUCACUGGAGAUCUGCUAUUGGCUGUUUACUUGAAAGCGGGGUGGCAGAACAAUUGUUGCCACAUCGCAAUAAACUUGAAUUGCAAAUUCGUGAUCUCAUAUUAGCAACUGAUAUUAAUAGACAACAAGAAUUUUUAACCAAAUUUAAGGCAUAUUUAGAUGAAGGUAGUUUAGAUUUGACUAAAGCCGCAGACCGACAUUUCAUUCUGCAAAUUGCUUUGAAAUGUGCAGACAUUUCAAAUCCGACGAGACCCUGGGACAUUUCUCACAAAUGGAGUUUAAAGGUCUGCGAUGAAUUUUUUAGGCAAGGUGAAUUUGAAAGAAAACUAAAUCUUCCAGUUACUUCCAUUUGCGAUCAACAAUCUACUUCAGUUGCCAAAAUACAAGUUGGUUUCUUCAAAUUUGUUGUUACCCCAUUGUUCUCUGAAUGGCAUAGGUUUCUCAAAAGUACGCUUUCUACUCGAAUGAUGGACAUCCUAGAAGCCAAUAGGAAACGAUGGGAGAAACAAGAAAACGCAGAACAAGCAGAGGAGACGCAAACAGAACUGUCAGAUGCUGAACCAGAAGUUAGUGACGACGAAGAAGCGACCAAGCAAUCGUCCGAAACUCCAAGUAUUAUGGAUUUCAUUCCGCCUCCACCACAAAGAGAAAUUAGAAGACAAUCAUUAGCUGUUCCCUCAUUAGAAAGUACGUUAGGAGUAAGGCGGCACUCUGUUCCGGUUAAUAUGGAGCCAUCACUGCCACGAACAAUUUACCGACGAGAAAGCUUACCAACCGGGAGAGCCGCUUCAUCCGGACGUUCACCAAUUAGUCCUGUCCAAAAUGAAUCUAGAACUUCCAGCGGGCUUCGAGAGGAAGAUGAACUGAUGAGAUUCGGCUCUCAGUCAUCCAUAAUGUCUUCGAAUAGUCCGCAUCUUUCGUCAGUUUUUAUUUUUCAAGGAGCUGAAGAUCAACCUGAGAGGCCUUUAAGUGCUGAGAAUUUGUUACCUGAACCAAGCAUAGCCUCAAUGACAAGUAGUGCAGCCGCUAGCAGACUCUCUUCAGUUUUACAAGGUAACAACGUUGCGCCUCCAUCCAAAUGUUUAACCAGGCAGCAAACGUUCCCACCGCCACAGCCUUACGUGCGAAUGAGAUACAUGUCCGCCACUGUUGAAAUGUCAACGUGUACUGAAACAGUACACGAAGGUGAGAGUCGGUCCAACUCAUCACAUGGCUCACAAGAAAACAUAUCAAUUAGUACGCCACAUUAUACGAUACCAUCUAUUGCAGUAUUAAGUCCAAAUAAUAGUCGAUCGCCUGAUUUCCUCAUCCCAGAAGAACCGCAAUCAUUACCUAAACCGUCUCUGGUAGGCAACAAAAGAGAGACGGAGAGUAAUGAUAAGGAAAAAGUGUGUAAGAUGGUUAAGUUAUCUGAUCCCGGACAAAGAUAUGAAAAGGAAAAUGUGGAUCCGAGAAGACUUGCGACUGCGUCGUUAGCGAGAAGAAGAGGUUCAGCUCCAGUUUCUCUACCACUCACUGGACCAGAUGACAAUGUCUCCUCUGCGGGCGGAGGGGUGUGUAUAUCUGAAUCACAGUCGUUGCGUAGGGGAUCAGUGCCAAUUGAAAUUGCUCACUAUCUGUACACCACAUCCGAUUCUUAUGCAGAAGACAAUGUAGAACAAGUAAUAAACAUAACUCCAGUAGAAACAAACCGGACGUUUUGGCAAUAUCAGCGGCGAGGUUCAGCCCCUAUAGAUUUGCCACCCGCGGGUGCAGAGAGGCGCGAACAGUUACUCACCCGCCACACUAGUCUCAACGGCAAGUCGGGUCGACGGAAGAAGCAAUUGCGCAGGCGCAGUUCCGGAGGACCUGAAACCGUCUGCUUGCCGGAAUCACAUUCGGAAGGGUGGACACGAUUGCUACUGCGUAGACCUGAAAAUCCUGAUGCGCUGCUGGCUCGGCGAAGAGGAUCACUGCCUAUUGAAGUUCUGACUGUUGGACACUCCGUGUUUUGACGGUUGCCUCUAUCGCCAAUAGGGCUCUGGACAUCACCGUCCAAUGUGCAAUAAGGACCAACAUUCACUGACUGACAUCCAUCUUCACUAGUUAGCUCAUUAUUUAUAAUCAUCAAACAAGCCAAAUAAUCAUAAAUGUUCUAGUUGUCACUAUGAUUGUUAGAAUUUUUAUGUUUUACAUGCGCAGUGUAUGUGACGAUAGUUAAUUCUUCCUGAUAGUAGAAAUUAGCUGUAGAUAGUAAUUUAUUUUACACUACGGUUGCGCAUAUUCAUCUAUUUAAUACUUAGUUCACAAUGUACAAUUUCUAGGUACCUUAUAAAAAAGUAUUUUAGUUUUAGUGUUGUUAAGUUUGUUACUGAUUUCGAAUGUGGUGCAAUCUUAGUGAUUAUUUGAUAUAUAAACUUUAAACUAAAAUCAACUUUCUUGAUAUAUAUUAUAUUUGUAAUGAAACGACUGUUGCAAACCCCGACAGGAUGUUUACUCUGUGUUUUCUUUUUUAUAUAGCAUAUAAUAUAGUGUAUUCAAUAGACCUUUGCAAAGAUCGGGAAGCGUUACUAAUUAUUGACAAUAUGUUUUUGUACAUUUCUUUCUUCGCUUAAAUUAUUUUUAUUUGACGACAAUAUUCGAUGAUUGAUCUUUGCAAACGUUGCAUUUUUAGUAUACCAUACCCUAUUGCAACAUUACUCUGUAAUAACUGUUGAAUGUGGUUCAUUUUAUAAUGUGCUGUAUACUGUAUGUAUCGUAGUAGGUUGUUGCAGACGUAAUAAUCAAAAUUCCAUGACUUGAUAAGGGAUUUACGUUGACUCUGCAAAUAUUCGUAGGUGCAUAGGUUCUUUAUGAGGUAACGGAGUGUACUUUAGUACAUAGAAAAAUCAUAAUUAAGUUUCUUUAGCGAACAAUAGUCUGUUUCUCCUUCAAACGUACUACAUUAACACAUCCACUUUUCUGGUGUCAUUGGGAUCAAUAUUAAAUGACCAUUAAAAGACCACGGACUCAUAGACAUUUUAAACUAUAUUUACCUAUUUACUGGAUUUCACAUAAGUGUAUGUGUUAAAAUGUACCCUAAACGCAACAUCCGUCAAACAAACUUCAAGAUACUGAAAGAUGUACAUCUCGGUGUAACUAACAAUAUUAUUUCAAACUAGGACCAUACAGUUGAACUAACAGGGUUAAUAUAUGAUGUGUUUCAAUAAGACUGCUUAGAGAAUGACAUUAGGGAGGUAUACAGACAAAGGGUGACGAUCGCCCUAUUGUUACGCUUAAUAUCUGAGUUCAACAUGAGUACUCAUCGUUUGUGAAAUGGUUGAUAAAUAAAUUCAUGUUUUUAAAA